ACAGGCACAACACACACGGGAAGAAAGGGCGGCGUUAAUAACAUUUCGAUACUUCAGACUGCAAGACAACAGUUAUUUAGACAAGUAUUGCGCGUCAGUAGAAAAUACCAUGGAAACAGUUUACAGUACACAAUUUUCUUUCAUUUCAUAGAAAUUCCACAGGUUUAUUUUUCCUCUCGCCCUGCUCCAUUGUUUUUUUUUUCUCAGGGAAGUUGGCGGUGUGCGGACAUUCUCAUAAUGGAUACAGAACUUUCUAAAACUGAUGACAACUGUGGCGAUCACUCCACUACUGAACAGGGCAUGGAAAAAACACAGCAGUCCUUGGAACCCUGUGAGAAACCUGACGAUAAACAGUCAAAAUCUAUGCAGGAUACAGGUUCUGGUUUAGAUAAAGACGAGCAAGUUGAUGUUGAGAGCCAACCAUCAUAUAAGGAGGCCGCUAGCAAUGAGAUCCCGGAAAAGAUGCCUGCCACAGUGGUUGAGGCACCUGGAGAAGAGGAAAAUCCAAAACAAAAAGGACAGAAGAAGAAACCCAGAAAUCCAUUUAUGCCCCAGGUUGCCACAAAGAACAAAAGAACACAGAAGAAGAAUGGAAACCAAAAUGAAGACAGUGGCAGUGACCUUGCAGAGACUAAAGGCCACAAGAAGUCCCUCAUGGAAUGGCUGGAUGAGUUCCGUUUAAGUGAAACUCAGAGAGAGGAUGAGGAGGAUCUUGAUGGCCUCAUGGAUUGGUGGAACACUGUGGAACAAUGGGAAGACAUGCCCAAAAGUGACAACAUGACAGAGAAAGAGGAAGCCAAGGCUUUUGCUGUAACAGCUGAAAAGGUGCAAAAGGGCAUACGUGUGUUUAACAAACUUUUCUCAGAACGGGCGGAAGGACUGUGGCAGCAUGUGAUCGACCUGUAUGCCAUUGCUGAUGACCUGGACCGCUUCAACAAGAAAACCAAGAUUGCCCAGAUCACUGGUGGCUCCACCAGUGCUGUGGGAGGUGUUGCUACCAUAACUGGCCUCAUCUUAGCACCUUUCACAAUGGGAACCUCUCUGAUCGUCACUGCGGUUGGCCUGGGUGUUGCCAUGGCAGGUGGUCUUACCUCUGUAUCCGCUGGGAUAUCCAGUACCGUCAACAACUCUUUGGAUCGCAAAAAGGUAGAGCGCAUUGUGGAAGACUACCAGGCGAAGAUGGCUGACCUUAACAAAUGCAUGAAGUUCAUCAAGCAAGGCAUUACAAACCUACGCAAGUUCAACCUGAAUAAGAUGAAGAAGAAUGCAUACAAUCGAGACUUCCCUUGUUUUGACAAUAUCUAUGAGGACGGCGCUAUGGCGGGCAAAACUAUUCUAACCAAUGUCAAUGAAAUUAUGCGUGUGAUGCAGAUAGCCAAUGUGGCGGGAACCACUGCGGCACGUGCUGUGCAGAUCGCUAGUAUAUCCACAGGUGUUCUGACGGGGCUUUUUGUCGGGAUGGACAUCUAUUUUGUGGCCAAGGACUCCCAUGAACUGAAAAAUGGUGCAAAGUCAGAAUUUGCUGCCAAGAUUAGAGAGGUGGCAGAUCAGCUACACGAGGGCUUGAUGGAAUUUAACAUAAUCCGAGAUGAGUUGCGGUUGACCACCACUCUGAAAGAAGACAAACCUCUGUAAACACUCCUCUGAGUUUAUUAUUACAUUCAGAAUAGAUGAUAUAAAAUUGUAUGGUUAUAGAACUAUACUGGCUUUCCUUAUUCGACAGAAGAGGAAAUUUGGGAUCUUAACUUGUUUUUAUUACUUUAUUUCCACUGCUUGUUAGGGUAUAAUUGCUGCUUUAAUAAUGCUAAAAGAAUAGGAACUAAUAUAUGUUCUAUAUGGUCCUAAACAUACGGUUAUCCCACCAUGGUGAGUGAAUGGAGGGGGUUAUUUUGUAUUUUGUGUAUUUUC
Molecule: messenger RNA, 1908 nt
Organism: Sinocyclocheilus rhinocerous
Lineage: Eukaryota; Metazoa; Chordata; Actinopteri; Cypriniformes; Cyprinidae
Product: apolipoprotein L6-like
Exons: 11
Coding region: 238-1635 (465 amino acids)
Biological process (GO): lipoprotein metabolic process; lipid transport
Cellular component (GO): membrane; extracellular region
Molecular function (GO): lipid binding
Source: RefSeq, a predicted model, not a curated record